AUGAACCCAAACGACCUCUUCCUCCGCUCGCACGCCCGGGCCGAGUCAUCACAACAGCCCCAGCACACGCACAACACGCGCGGACAAGCGUCCGCAUCGAAUGGCGCGCCCUCGAGCGGUGUGGACCAGAAGCCACUCGACGCGCAGAUGAUGCUGGACGAGGCGGGUGCGGGUGCGGCAGAGGCGGGCGAGGGUCAGAAAUCGAGGAGGGAGUUGGAGCAGGAAAGGAAGGACCUGGAGCUGGCGCAGCUGCUCGAGAUGAUGGACGACUACAAGCCUGUCAUCCCGGACGAGGUGACCGACUACUACCUCCAACGAGCAGGGUUCGACACGAACGACGUCCGAGUAAAACGCCUCCUCGCCCUCUCAGCCCAACGGUUCGUCUCCUCAAUCUCAGCCGACGCCUUUCAGUACGCCCGCGCACGAACAGCCGCCGGUCCGUCUGGGCGAGCGAACGUUACCGGGACGAGUGCGGCGGUUGGACCGGGCGCGACGGGUGCAACCGGUGGGAGCGGAGGAGCGGCGGGACAGCCGAAGGCGAAGGGCCGGCAACGCACCGUCCUCACGAUGGAAGACCUCUCGGCAGCGCUCAAGGAGUAUGGCGUCGACGCAGGAAGAGCACCUUACUACCUGUAG
Rhodotorula toruloides NP11 is the source of this 636-nucleotide messenger RNA. RefSeq names its product transcription initiation factor TFIID subunit 10. Lineage: Eukaryota; Fungi; Basidiomycota; Microbotryomycetes; Sporidiobolales; Sporidiobolaceae. Gene Ontology annotation, molecular function: promoter-specific chromatin binding; RNA polymerase II general transcription initiation factor activity. Gene Ontology annotation, biological process: transcription initiation at RNA polymerase II promoter. The record is from RefSeq and is a predicted model, not a curated record. Bases 1 to 636 code for a protein of 211 amino acids. The transcript has 4 exons. Gene Ontology annotation, cellular component: SAGA complex; transcription factor TFIID complex; nucleus.